Molecule: messenger RNA, 882 nt
Organism: Anopheles merus
Lineage: Eukaryota; Metazoa; Arthropoda; Insecta; Diptera; Culicidae
Exons: 2
Coding region: 21-794 (257 amino acids)
Source: RefSeq, a predicted model, not a curated record
UGUACGAGCAGUGCAAGUAAAUGGAUCGUUCGGCCAAGAUGGGAGACACAGCAGAGCACUCGAAAGAUAUACCCAAAAAGUAUUAUCGUUACUUUUUGAAAGGUCUGGCAUACUAUACUUGCCACAUGAACCGAGCAUGCACCUUGGCUGACCUGCAGGCAUACGUGUUUCUGAAGAGCUUGCAGCAACUGUCCGAAGCCGACCUGACCUAUCUCUCGAACGAGGUGAUGGAGCAGCUCGUUGACUGCCAAAUAGCGCAAAACCACAACGGAUACUAUCGGCUGAACGAAUGGUUACGAUUCGCCAACGGUGGCAGUUCUUCCUCAUCGGGACAAACGAAACCAUUGGACCGUGCGAUCGAUACUCAGCUCAGCAGCGGUUCGGGGCUGAAAAGGAUAGUUAAUUUCUCCAACAGCGUCACAAUGUGGCCCACCGAUACGGUGGACGGUGCGACGAUGGCCAGCCCAUUUCCGCAACUGGAAGAAUUUGUUCCCCUAUGUCUGGAUGACGGCGAAAAAGGCCCCGAAGGUCCCGGUAAUGCAUCCGAAAGCGAUAGUGAUGAAGAAAAAUCCACGGAAACCACCGUAAACGAUCCUACUAAAAAGGAACAGCCAGCCCCGGAAAAGGAACAACACAGCGAUACGGACGAUUCCAGUACGGCGAAAGAAAGUGACGAUGGUUCCGAUGGGGAUGCGGAUUCGAAAACAAUCCCCCACAAACCCAUCAAACAGGAACCGGAGGGAGAAUCCAAUCCCGAUCCGGACAGUGGAGAUGAAAAGCCGAAAGCGGAAUGAACAACUAAUGACGUGGAAAUAUCAAAAUUUGGCCAAAUUUGUGGAAAACGUAAUCUAACGAAAGAAUCAACAUUUUUUAGCGAAAGUA